Ilex paraguariensis (yerba mate) is the source of this 603-nucleotide messenger RNA. The record is from the annotation of a GenBank genome assembly. NCBI's taxonomy places the organism in Eukaryota, Viridiplantae, Streptophyta, Magnoliopsida, Aquifoliales, Aquifoliaceae.
GCGUUUUCCUUCGAGAUAACGCCAAUCCACUGUGUUCCUCAAUAAUUUUCCGUCGAACCAAACAUUAUUUUGUAGAAAAGUAGAUAUGAAUUAUUAAUAGAGAGCAUGUACAGUCUUGUCAGAUCUCCGCUCGGAACAGUACACCCGCGUUUUCGUCUCGCUCUCUCUCAAGAGAUGAUGAGAAGACAACAAGAUCAACAAUCUGGGGCUUUGUACGAGCUCUCUGCUUUGAUUAUGAAUAUUCUCCGAUCUCCUCCGUCUUCUGUUGACUUUUCGGAUCGGUCUCCGGUGAUGCAGCAUCAGCCGGGGGAAGUGAGUUCAUCUCUGAGGGCUUCGGCUGUGGCGAUGCCUCAGAUAACGCCGGCGGGUUUCGCGUCGUUACUGUUGGGGAUUUCGCUGGCUUUGAUGCUAUGUGGAUCGGUGACGUUCUUCAUUGGAUUCAUAUUGAUGCCUUGGGUGCUUGGAUUGGUCAUGGUUUUCUAUUUUGUUGGGAUUGUCUCGAGCUUGUCGAUGCUUGGAAGGGCGAUUCUUUGUUACACCACUUCACCCCCCACGCCGCCUAAGGACGUCCCUGGUGAGGUUUCUUAUUGUUCUGUUUCGUGA